Messenger RNA from Magnolia sinica, 4498 nucleotides. RefSeq names its product protein NAP1. NCBI's taxonomy places the organism in Eukaryota, Viridiplantae, Streptophyta, Magnoliopsida, Magnoliales, Magnoliaceae. Gene Ontology annotation, cellular component: SCAR complex. The record is from RefSeq and is a predicted model, not a curated record. The coding region runs from base 182 to 4327 and encodes 1381 amino acids. The transcript has 24 exons. Gene Ontology annotation, biological process: cortical actin cytoskeleton organization; cell projection assembly; cell migration.
AUUUCCUCGUUCUGCUUCUCUCUCUCUCGAAUCUCCUAACAGUCCGACUCUCUGUCUCUCUUUACUGUCAGACUCUCAGAUUCUCAUUUCCUGCUUCGAUCUGUGCAGAUCUCAAACUUCCAUGGCAACGUAGAAGCUCAAAGCUUCUACAGAUUCUGCAGAGAAUUUUGGGGCGUAACCAAUGGCAAAGUCACGGCAGCACUUUCCUAAUCAAGAUACCUCUCCAAGCUCUAUGAAAUCAAGGGACUGGGAGAGCAUAUCUAGAUGGUCUGAUUACCUGAAUCCCGAAGUAACUUCUCCAUCAACAUCGACGAGUUGGAAGCCUGUUAGUUCAGAAGGGCCACCAAAUUCAGGAAGCUUUCAGAAAGCGUUGCACAUGGAAUGGGUGGUCCAACUUACUGAAGUUGCAGGAGGUUUAUUGACGAAAAUGUACAGAUUGAAUCAAAUAUUGGAUUAUCCAGAUUCGGUUUCAUAUGUAUUUUCAGAUGCAUUUUGGAAAGCUGGUGUGAUUCCAAACUAUCCUAGAAUCUGUCUACUGGUAACAAAGAAAUUUCCAGAGCAUCCUAGCAAAUUGCAACUUGAACGAGUCGAUAAACUUGCUCUUGAUUCUCUGCAUGAAAAUGCAGAAGGCUAUUUACGAAGCUUAGAACCAUGGGUCAUGCUGCUUCUUGACUUAAUGGCAUUUCGAGAACAAGCUUUGCGGCUUAUUUUGGAUUUGAGCAGCACAGUCAUUACCUUACUGCCUCAUCAAAAUUCGCUGAUCCUACAUGCAUUUAUGGAUCUUUUUUGUUCCUUUGUCCGCGUAAACCUUUUCUCUGAGAAGGCAACAAGGAAAAUGCUGCUGCAAAUGUAUAACCUUUUGCAUAUCAUAUCAAGAAAUGGACGAGACUGUGAGUUUUAUCAUCGGUUGGUUCAAUUCAUAGACUCUUAUGAUCCACCAUUGAAAGGAUUGCAUGAGGACCUUAAUUUCGUCAGCCCCCGUAUUGGAGAAGUCUUGGAGGCUGUUGGUCCUAUUAUAUUUCUGUCUGUUGAUACCAAGAAAUUGAGAAAUGAAGGGUUUCUAAGUCCAUUUCAUCCUCGUUAUCCAGAUAUACUAACAAAUUCUGCUCACCCAAUGAGGGCUCAAGAUUUGGCAAAUGUCACAUCUUAUCGAGAAUGGGUUCUAUUUGGAUAUCUUGUUUGUCCUGGUGAACUACUUCGGGUCACUAGCAUCGAUAUCGCAAUGGUUGUACUCAAGGAAAAUUUAAUUCUUCCCUUGUUCAGGGAUGAGUAUAUACUAUUGCAUGAGGAUUAUCAGUUGUAUGUUUUACCGAGGAUAUUAGAAUCAAAGAAGAUGGCAAAAUCUGGACGUACAAAGCAAAAAGAAGCUGAUUUGGAGUAUAAUGUUGCAAAGCAAGUGGAAAAAAUGAUAUGUGAAGUGCAUGAGCAAGCCUUAGUUUCCUGUGAUGCCAUACAUCGUGAAAGGAGAGUCUUGCUAAAACAAGAGAUCGGCAGAAUGGUUCUGUUUUUCUCUGAUCAGCCUAGUUUACUCGCUCCAAAUAUUCAGAUGGUAUUUUCUGCAUUGGCUUUAGCACAGUGUGAGGUUAUCUGGUAUUUUCAACAUGUUGGAAUAGCAUCAUCAAAAUCUAAAGUUGUACGGAUGAUGCCAGUUGACAUUGAUGCUGCAGAUCCCACUAUAGGUUUCUUGUUAGAUGGAAUGGACCGACUCUGUUGUUUGGUACGGAAAUACAUUGCAGCUAUAAGAGGCUAUGCGUUAUCAUAUUUAUCAUCGUGUGCUGGAAGGAUCCGAUUUUUAUUUGGUACUCCAGGCAUGGUGGCUCUUGACCUAGAUGCAACCUUGGAAGGCCUUUUAAAGCAAAUUCUUCAGUGUCUUGAAAACAUACCUAAACCUCAGGGUGAAAAUGUUGCUGCUGUCACCUGUGACCUCUCUGAUUUGCGUAAAGACUGGUUGUCAAUAUUAAUGAUUGUCACAUCUUCCCGGUCAUCUAUAAAUAUCAGACACUUGGAGAAGGCUACAGUCUCCACUGGAAAGGAAGGCUUACUAUCAGAAGGAAACAAUGCCUACAAUUGGUCCAGAUGUGUUGAUGAACUUGAAUCACAGCUAUCGAAGCAUGGGAGCCUUAAGAAACUAUAUUUCUAUCACCAGCACCUUACAACAGUCUUCAGGAACACCAUGUUUGGGCCUGAAGGACGUCCACAACAUUGCUGUGCAUGGCUUGGAGUUGCUAGUAGUUUUCCAGAGUGUGCUUCAAUAAUUGUUCCAGAAGAGUUAACUAAAAUAGGCCGAGAUGCUGUUUUAUAUGUUGAAUCCCUCAUUGAGUCCAUCAUGGGCGGAUUGGAAGGAUUGAUCAAUAUUCUGGACUCUGAAGGUGGAUUUGGCGCUCUAGAGAAUCAGCUUCUUCCAGAGCAAGCAGCUAUUCGCAUGAAUCAUGCAACAAAAUUCUCCACCCCUUCUACAAAAUCUCCGAGAGGUAUAUCUGGUCUGCCAUUGCCUGGCCAUGAGAGCUACCCCGAAAAUAAUAACUCUGUCAAAAUGUUGGAGGCUGCGAUGCAGAGGUUAACGAAUCUGUGCUCAGUUUUGAAUGACAUGGAACCAAUAUGUGUUCUGAAUCAUGUCUUUGUUCUGCGAGAGUACAUGAGAGAUUGCAUCCUUGGAAACUUCAGGCGGAGACUACUUGCAGUACUGAAAACUGAUAAUGAUCUGCAGCGGCCUUCUGUUCUAGAGUCACUGUUGCGCAGACAAAUGGGUAUAGUGCAUCUAGCCGAGCAGCACAUCAGUAUGGAUCUUACACAGGGCAUCCGAGAAGUCUUACUAUCAGAAGCCUUUGCUGGUCCAGUAUCUUCCCUGCACUCAUUUGAAAAACCUGCCGACCAACAAACUGGAUCUGCUAUCGAAAUUGUCUGCAACUGGUACAUAGAGAACAUAGUCAAGGAUGCAUCUGGUGCUGGAAUCCUGUUCGCUCCUGUCCACAAAUGCUUCAGGAGUGCAAGGCCCGUUGGUGGGUAUUUUGCAGAGUCAGUCACAGAUAUCAGAGAAAUGAAGGCAUUUGUCCGUAUUUUCGGUGGCUAUGGGGUUGACAGGCUUGACCGGAUGAUGAGAGAACACAUGGCUGCACUGUUGAACUGCAUUGACACGACACUGCGGUCAAACCGCGAGGCACUUGAGGGAAUUGCUGCGAGCAUGCAAUCUGGUGACCGGAUAGAAAGGGAGGCAAAUUUAAAGCAAAUAGUGGACAUUGAGACAGUGGUUGGAUUCUGCAUUCAGGCUGGGCAAGCAUUAGAUUUCAUUCGUAUUUUAGCUGAGGCUGCUGGAGUUGUGCUUGAAGAAAGCGCACCUCUGGUGUUUUCAUUGAUAUACGGUGUAGCUAAGCACUUAACAGAUGAAAUACCAGAAAAGGAGGAAAUUAGGAGGCUGAGGAGAGUGGCAAGCAGUGUCGGGGUGGUUGGUGAGCAUGAUAUUGAAUGGGUGCGGUCGACUCUAGCAGAGGUGGGGGGUGCUAAUGAUGGUUCCUGGGGCUUGCUGCCAUAUUUGUGUUCUGCAUUCAUGACAUCAAAUAUCUGGAACGUGGCUGCCUUCAAUGUCAACACUGGUGGCUUCAACAACAAUAUCCACUGCUUGGCUAGGUGUUUCAAUGCUGUGAUUGCGGGGAGCGAGUUUGCUAGGUUGGAAAGGGAACAGCAGAGGCAGCCUCUCUCCAAUGCGCAUGCUGGUGAUGUUUCAGAGCCCGGCAUGCAGAAUCAUGUAUCAGUUGAAACAAAUAUAAAGUCAGCAAUGCAAUUGUAUCUCAAAUGCUCUUCGGGAAUUAUACUGGAUUCAUGGAGCGAUGGUUACAGGUCCCCUCUUGUUGCAAAGCUGAUCUUCCUCGACCAGCUCUGCGAGUUCUCUCCCUAUAUCCCAAGAAGCACACUCGAACUCCACAUUCCUUAUGCAAUUCUCCGUUCAAUAUAUCGCCAGUACUAUGCAAAUUCACCAUCCACAACACUAGCAUUACUAAACCCGUCGCCCCGUCAGUCGCCUGCUAUAUCUCUCACCCAUUCAUCUCCUGUAAUAUGGCAGAACCAUGGCGAUUCAACACCUCAGUCUAAUGCUACUGAUUCUGGUUUCUUCAAGGGGUCUGUUCACAGCCAGGAACAGGUUUAUGAGGCUGAGAGUGCAAGUGUACGGGUCGGUCAAAACAAACAUCGAAAUGUUCGUCGUUCUGGACCACUGGAGUACAGUUCAAGCCGGAAAGUGAAGUUCGUGGAAGGCUCGAAUUCCGGGAGUACAGGCCCUAGCCCAUUGCCGAGGUUUGCAGUGUCAAGAUCUGGGCCUCUUUCAUACAAGUAGAACAUAGCUGAACUAAGCAAACGUUGUAAUUUAUUUGUUUUGACUACUAGUUACAUCUACAUAAAAACGUUACUCACUCCUUUUUAUAUCAGAACUCAUUAACGGCAUUUUUUGGAUUUGUCCGACAGAAAUUGGCAAAUGCGGAAUUGAUUCUUCCUCUUUUUUCUCGUA